Molecule: messenger RNA, 3833 nt
Organism: Salvelinus sp. IW2-2015
Lineage: Eukaryota; Metazoa; Chordata; Actinopteri; Salmoniformes; Salmonidae
Product: G-protein coupled receptor 12-like
Biological process (GO): adenylate cyclase-activating G protein-coupled receptor signaling pathway; regulation of metabolic process
Cellular component (GO): cytoplasm; plasma membrane
Molecular function (GO): G protein-coupled receptor activity
Source: RefSeq, a predicted model, not a curated record
AGUCCUGGUAUUGAGCUGUUGCUGCCUCUUCUUCCGGUAGGGGGUAGCCUAUUGAACAAACAGGACCCGUCUCCGAGUCUGGCCCGUUUGGGACUCAGAGCAGCAAAGACCCAUCCCCCGAUGCUACUGCUGCAUCUCCAUCUGAUCUAGGCGCCGCACCUGCCGCCAACGUUAUCAAUUGCGUAUCAUGGAAAUACAGCAAGGACGCACUUUUGCCUAGACCGAACAUCAGAGUCUAGGUAGGCUGUGGAUAGCGGUAGAUGAAUGGAUGAAUGAAUGGACGAGCGGGCUAUUGUUACUGCAACCUGCCAGUGCAUUUGGAAGAACCAUAGAUGAUAAGACAUUAAUGACAGGGGCCAAAAUGAGCAACGACUAUGAGGCAUCAGUCACCCCCAGCUGGCUGACCUCUGACCCCACUGUCUGGUCCAGCAGCAGAGACGGAUUCACAGACAACGCCACUUACCCACCUAUGGACUCCUUCCCCCCGCUGCCCCCUCUCCUGGUCAAUCCCUGGGACAUCUUGCUGUGCUCCUCAGGGACCCUCAUCGCCUGUGAAAACGCCCUGGUGGUACUGGUGAUCUGGCAGAACCCGGCUCUGCGUGCCCCCAUGUUCCUGCUGAUCGGCAGCCUGGCCCUGGCUGACCUCCUGGCUGGUCUGGGCCUGGUGCUCCACUUCACCUUGGCCUACCUGCUGAGGUCUGACUUGGCCCAGCUGCUGACUGUGGGUCUGGUGGUGGCCUCCUUCUCAGCCUCCGUCUURAGCCUGCUGGCCAUCACCAUAGACCGUUACCUGUCACUCUACUACGCUCUGACCUACAACUCAGAGCGCACUGCCGCCUUCACCUACACCAUGCUGGUCCUCCUCUGGGGCCUGUCUCUCUGUCUGGGCCUACUUCCCGUCACAGGGGUGAACUGCCUGGCAGAGGAGUCGACGUGCAGCGUGGUGCGGCCCCUGACUAAGAACAACGUGGCGGUGCUGUCCGUAUCCUUCCUCCUGCUGUUCGGCCUCAUGCUGCAGCUGUACGUGCAGAUCUGUAAGAUCGUCAUGCACCACGCCCACCAGAUCGCCUUGCAGCAUCACUUCCUGUCCGCCUCGCCCCACUACGUCACAACCAGGAAUGGCGUGUCCACGCUGGCCAUCAUCCUGGGGACGUUUGCCGCCUGCUGGAUGCCCUUCACCGUCUACUCCCUCGUCGCCGACUACACGUACCCGCCUCUCUACACCUACGCCACCCUGGUGCCCGCCACCUACAACUCAGUCAUCAACCCAGUGAUCUACGCCUUCAGGAACCAGGACAUCCAGAAGGCUCUGUGGCUGGUGUGUUGUGGCUGUAUACCGGCCAGGGUGGCCCACAGGGCCCGGACCCCCAGCCACGUCUGACCCAGACCCAGGCCCCGGGAGGGAAGGAGAGAGGUGCCCUGGGCAGAGGGAGGAAGGCAGACAGGCAGCCUGGGCUCAGGCAGAUGGCUGGAAAGGACGGUCUGUGUGCAUAGUAAUUUUAGCCGCUUUUACUGAUAUGGGUUUUUUUGCUCAAAAGGAUUGAGAGAUUAUUAUUAGAUUAUUAAAGAUUGUGCCACUUUACGCACAUCAAAUAAAGGGCUUGUGUGUGUGCAUAAAAAAGAUAGGAUGUCGCACGGACAGAGAAGGAGGAAGAGAGGAGGAGAAGUGGAGUGAGUGAUGACAGAGGGGGGGGCGAUUAUCAAGAUGCAUACAAGAUGAAGUCGGGCUGAGGGCUCAAGCAUCUUGUCUCGCUGCUGCACUCUGAACAUACCUUGAAAGCUAAAUAACCACGGGAGGCUAAAAAUAGCCCGGGUGCUCUGUGAUCCGCGCCGGUGCGUCCGACACAGACUCCAUGCAAAGAAACCAAGCCGCGGAGGCGGAGAGCGGGCGCCUAUCUUCCCCUUCCUCCCMCCUUCCAUCCACUUUUCUUUCGCUUCAUCUCUCCCUAUUUGGCUUUAAAGCCCCCACCCUUGAGCGUGUGAGAAUGUAGGCUAUUAUGAUGUUCUGCUUUUACAUUCUGAGAGGUGACAACAGCCUCGGGAAGGAAAGUCCCCUGAUACCUGUAGCACGCACCAUUAACCCUCCAAAUGCCUUCAUUUUAUGCUAAGGCUUUGAUAGUUUUGAUAUCUGUUUUAUCCCUCCACUUCUUCUACAUAAACAGAUCAACUAAUCAUACCUAAUUCAUUGGGCAUUGCAGGCACAUUGGGUAGGCAGGCUGACUGUUCUUGAAUGUAGCGUGUGAAAUGUUCCCUCUGUGAAUCGAGUUGGUUGUUCAAGCUACUCAGUUUGCAGUUAGACCAGCUGGGUGUUGUUGCAACUGAAUGUAUUUUUUAUAUUCAUUUGAUCUCUUAGCCUGUCCAUUAGGUUAUGAAAACGCCUGAUCCUCACCCCAACCUUCAACCUAACCUUCAACCUGUUGCAUAGGACUUUAAUGUAAACCGUUUCCCCUAAUAGCCAGGCCUAGACCUGUUGGCUAAACCAUCACUAUCACUCAGCGCUUCCCCUCUCCCCACCUGUUAUAAUAAAAUCAGUCAGUCACACUCAGGCCUAAUACUUUGGCAUUAUCCUAAUAUAUGGUUUGUGAAUUUAAAAAGCACUGUAAAAUAUAAAUUAGCAAUCAUAUUGGUUUUCCUUUUUCAUGAAAAUGGCAUCAUCAGCAGUCCACCUUCAAUAGUCUUCUAAUUGCUACUCUGUACCUCAACCUGUUGCGAAAAAAAACUACUUGAAUGCAAUAAGCUAUGAAUGCUGAGCCAAUCAGAAAAAUGUAUGAUCAUGGAAAUUCAUAAUAUACAUAUAGAAUAUAGACCCCUAAKCCCCCCCCUCUCUUUCCCUAUACCACAUCUAUGACUGGCCAUAUCCAGAUGACCAAUAUCCUAAGUGACAGACCCUGGCACAAUGUCUGGUUCAGAUCUUUGGAUAGCAAGAAAGGAGAGAGCAGUGACACAUCUUGUUGUUCCAGCUUUGGAUGUCUCCUGCCUCCUGGAACCACUUCCUUACCCUGGCUGACAAAUGCCCACCACCCCCUGACCCUAGCCAGUGUAAGGACGUCACGCUGCUUGCCAAUUCCUCCUGAUUUGCUCACACCGAGUCACGAUCAAACCCAGGACUUCCAUUUUGCUAGCACACGUGAUCGCCCUCCUUGACAAUGUACCAACCAUUUGAGCUAUCGAAAAAUAUGUAAGGCAGUAGCUCCAUCGGUGAUAUUUCACUAGCUGUGGAGUGAGUUUACCGUACACGUUCUUAAGCGCUUCCAGAUCCUCAGUCUACCCCGUCAUAUCAGUGUGCAGCAGUAACUAAGUGUUAGUUACUUCAUGGACCGAUAGAAAUACUCUGUCAGCAAUAACAGCCUCUCCCCAGUAACAUGACCACCUCCAGCAUGAUGAUAUACYACGACCACAACCAACAGCCCUUCUGCGAUGCCUAGCAAAGUCCUUAUACACCAGGCCCAAACAAGGACUCAACUGCCUAAGACUUGUGCUGUAUGUGAUUUCUCCAAAUGGGAAAUCAGAUCUUGACUUAUGUGUUUUGUUUUUGAAAAUGUGAAGGGGACAGGAUACUGACUGCCACCGCCCAGUAUUCUGUCAUUAGUCAUUACAAUGUCACUGCCUUUUUUUAUUCUGAAUCUACUGCUCUAUUCUCUGGCUAUGGUCUUCUUCAAUAUCUUACAAUGAAUGAAAUUGGACUCGGUAAGAAAAUAUCUUACAAGUUUUCAGUUGCAUCUGCCUUUGUAAACCUAUGAAGUGUUUUUGAGUGUUGUAAACCUAAGCGUCUGUCAAUAAGGAAAAUGUUUCUGUGCAUUUGAGUGUGUGUGUUUGUGUGUGUGUGUGUGUGA